Molecule: messenger RNA, 808 nt
Organism: Eruca vesicaria subsp. sativa (arugula)
Lineage: Eukaryota; Viridiplantae; Streptophyta; Magnoliopsida; Brassicales; Brassicaceae
Source: the annotation of a GenBank genome assembly
AGAGAAGGGUCUUGGAAACUUCAUGGAAAAUCAGAACCAGCUUUGCAUUAACUACACAAAGCACCUAUAAAUACAAUCACGAGACGAGAAAACAAAAGUAACAAGAAACAUUAACAUAACACAGAGCUCACGAGAUUCAAUAUCAAUGGCAAACAUCUUCCUCAUCGCCAGUGGAUCAAGAAGAACAAAACGAGAAAUGAAAUCAAAGAAGAGAUCAAACUCCAAUCCCAGUAGUUCCAACUCAGACAAUAGCUUCUCAUGCAAGAAGCACACGAAACACAGACAGUCUCCUGGAGUAUGUUCCUUAUGUCUCACCGAGAGACUCUCUAAGGUAUCUCUAGAGUACAAUGAGUACACUAAAAACGCAGCUCAAACGGCCUCGUCUUACUGCUCAACAGCAUCAUCUUCCACAUCUGUCUCGUCUUGUUACUCUUCUUCUUCGGUCUCUUCUUGUUCGUCUCCAUUGCAAUAUCGGUAUAGAGAGAAGAAAAAGGAUGGGAAGAAACACAGCUUGUUCAGAUUAUUGCUUGGAUCCAUCGUAGAUUAGUUUUUAGUUUAUUUUCAAAAGUUUUUUAUUCAUACUACUAGUAUAUUCCUUCUAUGUAUUCAUUUUUGGUCACUCGGAAAAUGCAGAGAAUCAGCAAAGUUGGGUAAGACUAUAAAUAACAAAAUUGUACUUUCAAUAUUUUUAAUCUUAUGGUGACCCAAUAAAGGAAGUAAAAUUUUACAUAUCUUUUUAAAAUGCUAGUUUAUUAUAGAGUUAUAAUUGUUAGAGAUCAGAUAGUAUUACAAGAACUCUAGUACACAA